AUGUCUUUCAAUAAUAAACAUUCCUUUCGACGUAAAGCACUUUCAACACUUCCGGUAGAAUUACUGCAGGAAAUUUGUUCAUAUCUUGGUUGGCGCGAUUUACGUAAUUGUUUAUACCAAAAUUCAAUAUUAUUGCACAUUACAAUCCCUUUGAUUUGGAGAAAUUUAGGCGAUAAAUAUUGGAAAAAUUAUGAAAAAACACCUUUACGCUGGAACCUUAUUAAAAGGACGUUAUUUUCAUCAGCACAAAAAACAAACACAUUUGACUUAACAUAUCACAAAUAUAUUCAAAGGAUAGAUAUAUCGUCAUCACAUGAUGCUACAUUUAGAAUUGAUAAACUCACAUUAGGAUAUCUUCUUACUCAUUGUCCUAACUUGACAGAAAUAUCUUUAGAAUAUUAUAAAGAAUCAUCGUUUGAUGAACCAUUCCAAAUUUUACAAGAUUUGCACAAUUCUAAUAUUUCCACUUGCGGCAUAAACUCUCACCAAAUCAUUUCACCAAUUCGUAAACUAACAAUACAACUAUGCGAUUUAUCACCCGUACAUUUAAUUCACUUAUUAUCAUUAUACAUCACUACAUUAGAAGAAAUGUUUUUGGAAAUAAUUUUGGAAAGAGCACCUUUGCAAUUAGAAGAUUUGAGAAGGUUGGUAAAGAAUAACAAGAAACUUAAAAAAUUAAAGUUUUAUACUACCCAAAGUGAAAGAUGUUUCGAAGGUAAAACUUUAAGUGAUUUUGCUAAUGGUGCCGAACUACCUGUUGCUCAAGAUCGGUGGAAUCCCAAUAUUGUAUAA
Dentiscutata heterogama is the source of this 792-nucleotide messenger RNA. The record is from the annotation of a GenBank genome assembly. Lineage: Eukaryota; Fungi; Glomeromycota; Glomeromycetes; Diversisporales; Gigasporaceae.